Molecule: messenger RNA, 1859 nt
Organism: Eurytemora carolleeae
Lineage: Eukaryota; Metazoa; Arthropoda; Copepoda; Calanoida; Temoridae
Product: zinc finger C2HC domain-containing protein 1C
Exons: 14
Coding region: 134-1696 (520 amino acids)
Source: RefSeq, a predicted model, not a curated record
UAUUCAUUUCUGGAAGGAAUCUGGAUUAUAAAAUAUUUUUAAGGAAACUAAAAUAUAUUUAUUUCAGUCGAACUCAGUCCGAGGGGUUAGCCUAGAUAGGAGCGUAAACCAGAAUAAGUACUCAAAGUACAAUAUGGUUCGGACCCAGUCCCAGAACUGUAUUGGGAGUAGUAGUGAGGAGUCGUUUACCAGUUCCAGGCCACAUAGUGGCAUAGGGUUCAGUAAAUCUAGGUCAAAUCAAUACAUCCUUUCUCCUGAUGAAUCCCCAGUGACGUCACGGAGAGAAAUAAAAACCACAACAAGAGAUUACACGAGACCUCUCCCACCUACCUACAGGAAGUACAGAGGAAGUUCCCCUAUGACCCAGUCUUAUCAUGAUUCUGCUUACUCUUCCCAUAGUUCCGACAGGUCGGACGGACCAGUAACAGUUCGAAAAUCUGAAUCCGUUCAGAGCUCUCCAUCAAAAACAUAUGAAAGAAAAAAUUCAUUCAGUUUUGAGAAUCUAAACUAUCGAACUUACAAGAAACAGAAAUCUCCGGUUAGAAAAGAAUAUAGAAGUCCUAGUCUUUCUCCAACAAGGUCUGAUGAAGAAGGGUCAGAUAGUGACAUAUAUUCUUCAAGAUCUAGAGCUAAAACUGUAGAAAGAGAAAGGGAAGAAGAAAGAAGAAGAAUGCAGUUUGAAAUGAGAAAACGUGAACAGGAACUUCUCGCCAAAAUAAAGGAACAACAAAGAGAAUUGGAUGAGGUGAAGCUGGAAAAGAAUAAGGUUGAGAAAGCGCUCACUCUACGAGCACAUGAUGAAGCAAGACAACGCGCACUGGAAGAAGCGCGCCAAAUUGCACUGGAAGAAUCGCACAGGAAGGCACUUGAAGAAUCACGCAAGAAAGCAAUUGAGGACUCACAACAAGAAAGAAUUGGAAGAAGACAGAAUUCAUGUUCUCGUGAUCCAAGAAGUGGCUCAACACGUGGAACUCCUGACAGAACCCCGCCGUCGGAACGAGUGCAGCCAGAGCGUUUGCUGAACAGAGAACGGAGUCAACCAUCAUCAUUCCGCAGGCCAAGGAAAAUCGAAGUUGAAGAUCGACCUUCAACUAAUUCCCGACCUCCCUUGCAACCUCGACCUCCCUCCCAGCCUCGACCUCCUGUUCAUUCCGAGACUGUGAAGCGAGACCGACCAGGGUUAAUCAGAAAAAGUCCAUCAUCAUCAGAUAUUAAUAAGGAGAUGCCACAGCGUCGAUCUGUGUUUGCCCCCAAACCGCGGGACGACCUCUCCCAGUGCAAGAAUUGUGGCAGGAAUUUUGCCGAGGAUCGGAUUGAGAAGCAUGAAACUAUUUGCACAAAAACUACCCAGAAGAAACGGAAACCGUUUGACAUGACUAAAAAACGAGUUCAGGGCACAGAUGCUGCUCCUUAUGUUAAGAAACAGGGUACACAAAAACCUUCUAACAAUAGUAAGGAUCAGAAGAAGAGUGAUUGGCGGAAGAAACGCGAGGAGUUUAUUGCAACUCUACGAUCUGCUAAAGCGGCUCAAAAACACUUGGCUGCCGGUGGUUCAUUGAAGGAUUUGCCCCCUCCCCCUCCCAUGGAUACAUCCGACUAUAUUAAGUGUCCACACUGCGAUAGAAGGUUUUCUGAAGCUGCAGCUGAUCGACAUAUUCCCAAAUGCAAAGACAUCAAGAGUAACAAGAAGCGUUAAAUAAAUAUAUAAUUUAAAUAAUUCCUGCACUUGAUGUGUCAUCCACGUUUCAUGCAUUCACAACUAACUUUUCUGUAAUUCAUCCUUUUACCACGGUUCUUUAACCAUUCAUCAAAAAUCAUUAAAAUUUAAAUUGUUCAGAUAAAUAAAUGUGAUGCCUCUA